AUGUCUGCUGCAGCUCCAGAACAAAGAAGAGGCGGUUUCGCCGGUAGAAACAGAGGUCGUUUCCAAAGAAGAGGUAGAAACGUCGAAGAAAAGGGAUGGGUCCCUGUCACCAAGUUGGGUAGAUUGGUGAAAGCUGGUAAGCUAACUACCAUCGAAGAAAUUUUCUUGCACUCUUUGCCAGUCAAGGAAUUCCAAAUCAUUGACACUUUGUUGCCAGGUUUGUCCGAUGAAGUUAUGAACAUCAAGCCAGUUCAAAAGCAAACCAGAGCCGGUCAAAGAACCAGAUUUAAGGCUGUCGUUGUCGUUGGUGACUCCAACGGUCACGUCGGUUUGGGUAUCAAGACCGCCAAGGAAGUUGCUGGUGCCAUCAGAGCUGGUAUCAUGAUCGCCAAGUUGUCUGUUAUUCCAAUCAGAAGAGGUUACUGGGGUAACAACUUGGGUGAACCUCACUCUUUGGCUACCAAGACCUCCGGUAAGUGUGGUUCCGUUACCGUUAGAUUGAUUCCAGCUCCAAGAGGUUCUGGUAUCGUCGCUUCUCCAGGUGUUAAGAAGUUGUUGGAAUUGGCCGGUUUGGAAGAUGUUUACACUCAAUCCACCGGUUCCACCAGAACUUUGGAAAACACUUUGAAGGCUGCUUUCGCUGCUAUCGGUAACACUUACGGUUUCUUGACUCCAAACUUGUGGGCCGAACACGCUUUGCCAGUUUCUCCAUUGGACAUCUACGCCGACGAAGCUGCUGUGCAAAAGAAGAGAUUCUAA
Zygosaccharomyces rouxii is the source of this 759-nucleotide messenger RNA. It is a transcript of the gene RPS2, whose product is annotated as 40S ribosomal protein uS5. The transcript has a single exon. Bases 1 to 759 code for a protein of 252 amino acids. The record is from RefSeq and is a predicted model, not a curated record. Gene Ontology annotation, molecular function: structural constituent of ribosome; RNA binding. NCBI's taxonomy places the organism in Eukaryota, Fungi, Ascomycota, Saccharomycetes, Saccharomycetales, Saccharomycetaceae. Gene Ontology annotation, cellular component: cytosolic small ribosomal subunit; ribosome. Gene Ontology annotation, biological process: translation.